CCCUUUCUAUCGUGUUCCGGGAAACUUCUACUGUAAACUCCAUCAUCUCCUUGUUUUCGAUCCCCCUCGGUCAGAAACGUUCGGCUAGCAUUGUGAGGGUUCGCGGAGGCAGGAAAGACAGGCGAGGCAAGGCAAGGCGAGACGAGGAAAGGAAGACAAGCGGUUCUAGGCGGUCAGUCUCGGGCCAGUCACAGAGGAAACCAACCGAGCAGCGGUAGAAGUGGGGAUCGCGCCAGCCAUUUUCUAUUUUUGCAUAGCACCGCGAGUGAGAGUCAGUGCGUGCGCGUGUGUGUGUACACGGGCCGUUUAUUUUGUGUUGCGCGUGAUAUAUACGAAGAUCGAUGGACUGACCGAGCGAUCGGCAACGGCGACAGCGACGGCGACGGCUGCUGCGCUACGGGCCGUGUGUUCUGUGACAUGAGAUGAUCACCGAAAGAUCCCGCGAUCGUGCCACUCGCAGAAUCCACGUUCACGGGGCCCACUCGUUCGCGCAGCUUUGCGUGUAACUCUUGCUCUCUCUCUCCCUCCCCUCUCUUUCUCUCUGUCUCUCUUUCUCCCGUGUGAUCUCUCAUCCCGUAAACACACGCUCCUUGCUCUUUCUUUCCCUUUUUCUCUCUCUUUUUCCCUCUCUUUUUCCUCUCCCUCUUGUUCCACCUCCUUCUCCUGUUCUCUUUUUCUAUCCACUACUAUUCAUCCUCCCGUUUCGAAACGGUCGGAGGAAAAAGUACAUAUACACAUCACCCCGUCUAAGCUCUGUCGCUGGCCGAGCCACACAAAACGUAAAAGGGAAAACCAGUCUGUGAUACUAAACAGUACUAAGCAAUAUAUAUGCACAUAUAUAUAUAGAUAUAUAUAUUUAGAGGGUGUAAACUACUACUACUACUACUACUACUACUACUGCAGCAACGUGUAAAAGGUGCGCGCUCGCUCUCGUGUAUAUAUGCGUGCGUGCGAGUGUGCAUGCGUACGAGCCAACUAGCAAUCUCGCGCGCGUCCCGUAUCUGUGCGCGUGUGUCGUGCGCGCGCGAGCGCAUAUUUGUGUUGUGUAUACCGUGUGUGUGCGUGUGUGUGGUGUGUGUAUGUGUGGCUGUGGCUGUGGCUGUGUGUUACGUGCCACCGCUCGUCUAUGGUAGCACGAGAGACAUAGAAGACAGAGAUCGCGUCUCGGGGAAGAUAGCGAGUCGUCAUCACACAGGGAACGGGACGCCGGUAUCGGCGCAGGACACCCCAUCCUCCUCAUCCUCAUCCUUCUCCUCUUCCUCCUCCUCCUCCUCCUCCUCCUCCUCUUGCUGCCGUCCACCGCCGACGAGCGGCGAUCAACGGCGCGAUGUCCGUCGAGUCUGUGACAAGUGACAAACAGCAGCAGCAGCAGCAGCCGCCGCCGCCACCACUGCCGACGGCGACGACCACCGCGACGGCAACGGCGACAGCGACAACGGCAACGGCUGCAGCAGCGACGACGACGGCGACAACAACAACGACAACGGCGACGACGUCGGUGACGGCGGCGACCGCGACCACGACCGCGACGAAAAGGGUAGAAGGAGAUGAGGCCAUUAUAUCGAUGUCGCUGGCCGGGGAGGUGACUGACACUUCGAUCAUGGAAGUGGGCCGUUCUAGACCGCAGUUUCAAUAUUCUCGGGAAGAUCUAAUGCUGAUCAAAAAUUUGCGAUUGUCUAGACGUAGACCUACAUUCCUAGAUGCCGCUUAUAACAACUCGCGAGGCGUUUGGGAUCCUGAACGCUGGCAUUCGGACAGAAAGCGUAGCGAUACACCCCCGAAGGAAGAGAGGACUGGACGUGGUGAUCAAAUCACUGAGAAUCAUAGUAAGCGACGUAGUAAUGGCGAUCCACGAGACCGAAUACGUAAGGAGCAAGACGGCAUCGUUUUGAGUCCACAACGAAGAAGUUUUAAUUCAGGUUGUUUCGUUAACGUUUCAAAUCAGCCACCGAGCCGGCGCCCAGAAAGCCCAAUUGGCAAAACAGAGGUUAGCCACCGUGAACCUGUUCGUCGAAUUGGUAGCGGUAGAAUUCUAACACGGGAUAUAUGGGACUUUCGAGCGGAGAACGAGAAAAUGGAAUCUGAGCGUGCAGAUUACGGGUUUAGAUCAGGCACAGCUGCUGGUGGCUCUCUGCGUGAUCGUGACAGUAGAGAUAAUCGUGAUGGAGGGAAGGAGCGAGAUAGGGAUCGCGACAUGCGAGAACGCGAUCGCGAACGGGAUGAGAGGUUUGAGCGGCGAUCAUUCGGCCGGGAUUACGGGGAUCGCGGUGAAAGGGAGCGCGAUCGUGGCGAUAGGGGAGGAGCGGAGCGAAACAAUGAGCGGAAUCAUCAGACGGACCGUGACAAGGAUCGCGGACGCGAGAAGAGAUUUAUCAACGACCGUCGUCAACGAACGUACAGUGACACUCGUGAUUUGGACGAGCCCGAAUGGUUUAGCUCAGGACCUACGUCUCAACAUGAUACGAUUGAGCUCAGAGGCUUCGAGGAUAUUCCGGAGGAAAAGGUAGUGAGCAGCGGUAGCAAUGCCAAAAGUAAGAAGCAAAAUCCCACACAAAAGAAACGUGGCAAGAGAAAUUCCACGGAGAAGGACGAGAAACCGAAUGAGAAUUCGGCGACGGGUCCUAAGGGACGCAGCACUCCGACUGUCAUGGAUCAGCCUGUGAACGCUGUGCCGGCGCCACGUUCUCCGCUUUCCGAACAGACUGAGCAAUCUAUCACUAAGAAGAAAGAGAAAGAUGUUAAUGAAAGUAGUGUCACCGGGCCGACCUCCGAAUCGAGAGAGAACUCCAACAGCGCAAAUCAGAAUCAAGAGGACUCGCAUCCUGAUUUUAAUCUAGAUGAGUUUCUGAAAUCUGAUACGUUCCCUGGAGUUUCCGGAUUGUUGACGAAUGGCGUUGGUUCGAAUAGCGGUACCGGUUCGCGAUUCAGUCAGUGGUUCAAGAGAGAAAGCCCAAUUCAGCAAGCAGAUAGUCGUAGAGCUUCCAUACAAGAUGAAUUGCUGAAUAAUUUAUUAAACGACAUCACCGAACCGAAUAUUCAAAUACCAUCGGUGACGGAAUCGAACACUUACUUCGCUCCAAUUUCUCCGGCCAACACUACCAAUAAUGCUAAUACUACCACAAAUGGCGUCAAAUUACUCGAGAUGUUACAUCGUGGUAAUAAGCCAAAUCAAAACGGCCAGGGUGAUGCGAGUAGUACAGCUAUACCUAUGAUGAAGAAUUGUUCUAUUAAAGAUUUGGAAGUUGGUGGCAAAGUUGUGCAUAGUUUGGAAGAGUUGGAAGCACGUAUGCGGGGUGGUGCUCCUCCACCUGCGACUUCGACUGAUGCACCCCGUGCAAAUAAGACUGAAGAAGAUCUCUCUGCUUUUAAGAAACUGCUUGCUCAAGUGACUGGAGGACAAGCUGUGCCUGCAGCUAACGGACCUAUCACUCAAAAACAGCCUGUAACAUUAAUGCAAUUACUUAAUUCACAAUUGAAAACUCAACAAUCAUCGAUGCCAUCUCAACAGCCGCCCGCAGAACCUAUUCAUACUACUACAUUUAAUCACGUCGGUCCCCUUGGUCCUACUCAACAUCCGCAUCAAGCUCAGAUGCAACACGAGAAUCUAAUGAAAGUUUUGCAAAUACAGCAACAACAGCAGCAGCAACAACAACAACAACAACAACAACAAAAGCAACAACGACAUUCCGAUAUGCUAUCAAUGAUGAUGGGAAAUCAACGGAUGUUAGGUGUCAGUCCGGUGCCGGCGGAGAUGCAAAUGAUGAUAAAUAAUGUCCCGUCGAGCCAAGAGCUCUUACAGCGUCCGGAAGCUCAAGCAAUUAUUCAAGGUUUACAGCAAGGGGAGAUCACUAGGCAACAUCUAAUACAGCAGUUGCAGAACCCCGCAAUGCAACAUCGCCAUCGAGAAGUACUGGUGAACAUAUUGAAAAUGUAUGGUGGCACUACGCCUCGCACUAUAAGUCCGCAUCCUCAUCCCGCUGCUCCUAUCCCUCAGGAUCACAUCCUGCAACAGAUGCUAUAUCAACAACAGCAACAGAGAAUUCCAUCUCCUAUGAAUAACGCUUAUUGUCCACCUCCGAUAAUAUCGUCAAAUUUAACAGCUAGUCCUAGUACUUUAACAGUACAACAUCCAGUGAUACCGCAUAGAGUACCGUCGCCAAGGGAGAUUGUUAUGCAUACUCAGUCUAUAAUGCAAAAUGCUUUAAUCAAGAAAAAAUUGGAGGAACAACGUGAGAAUUUUCGUAAGCGGCAAGAUCAGCAGCAACAACAGCAGCAGCAGCAAGUUCAACAGCAACGCGCUUCGAGCCCUGUUAAUUCGCCAGCUAAGCAAACUGCGAGUCCGCUCGCUUUCACUCCAACCUCCGUUUUACGUAAAAUGACUGCUGAUAAGGAACCUGACGGAAGCAGCAAUGAGCCACCCAAAUUGUCUACACAAACUCAAGCUUCUCAAAUGCAACAAAUGCAGUCAGCUGCGGUUCAGUUACUUGCACAGGGAGCUCUUUCGAGACACACCGCAUUGCGAUCGCAACCUCCUGUUCAAUCGACAUGGUCGAAUCCACCGCUUAAACAGCAUCCAGGUCGACCUAUAGUAAAAGGUGGUAAUAAUAACAACAACGCGAGUGGCAAUCAGUUCCAAUAUAAUACGGGAAAUACAGAGUUCCAACAACACCAACAACAACAACAACAACAUAGAACAGUUCCGAAUGUUUAUGGCAAUCCAGCACGAUCUAAGCACACGAUGGCAACUUCGUUAUCGCAUCACAAUGUUCCACAAUACAAUGUAGCGCAGAACUCGAUUAUGAAUCAAAGAGCGAAUCCUAUGAAUACGCAAAUGAAGACACAGCAAGUUUCAACGCAUCUCGCUAAUAUGCAACAACCACAACCGCCGCAUGGAACCGUUAACAUACAACAACCACCGCAGAGAACUGUAAAUACACCUAUGCAACUUGUUAUGAGCCAAAACUACAAUUCUAAUCGUACAGAUGCAGGACGGGUGAUGCGAUCACAACAAUUGAAUAUGACAGUCGGCCGUCAACCUUCACCAGGCCUCGGAUUUGUGGGCAGUAAUGGAGGUGAUCUAUCGCCAACAUCUAAUCAGCUUGCGCGAUGGUUCAGCCCGGAACUUCUCGCUCAAGCUCGGGCCGGCAAGCUUCCGGAGCUUGCGCAAACGAACGUCCUAUCGUUGGAGGAGCUCGAGAGACUUCAACAUGCAUCAACUAUAGUGCAUAACUAAAGUGACAUUGUAUUCGAAUUACGUUUCAAUUUUAGCGUGAAAUUGCAUUGGUAACACUACUCGCUACUGAUUGGAGAAUUCGGUAUUCUUCGGUACAUCUUCCUUCACGUCCAAAGCACCUAUAUAACAUCCCCUAUAUGGAUGCUGGAUACACGCUGAUAAAUGACAAAUGGUGCUCGCCUACGUAGAUCGUUUUAUCAAGUCUUCGUAUUGACAAGAGAUUUAUCAAAGUAAUACCAUGUAAUUUGAUUAGGAAUAGAGUCGAUGAUCGGUUGGACAGUACUUCUCUUUCGAAAGAUCUUUUGUUGAAGAUGAUUACUAACAUCAUUUGUGAAGCCAUCAAGUUUCGCGGAAUGUUAUUUAGAAACUACAAAUGUACAGAAUAGAAUAUGAUAGUAAGAACAAAGCGUUAGAACGAAAAAGUGGACAGCUUUCUAUACGAAAAUGACGUAUUGUUUAUAAGACUGAAAAAAAAGAAAAUUCUUAUUGUUGAUUAUAUAUCAAGCUGUUAGAGCUUCAUGCGUACUUUCUAAAUAACAACACAAUAAGAUCUAUUUGCCUAAGAUAAGACUGCAAGUUUCUUAUGUAUUCCUAUCUCAUUAUCUAACAAGAAACUAAAAAUUAUCUGGCGACUUUUGCAUAAAGCGUUAAUUUCAAUGUUUUUAUAUUUAAAGCACAUUUGUCAUCAGUCUCUUAUUUUUUCUUGUUGUCAAUUAACAAAUAUUACGAGAUAUAUUGUGACUAUAUUUUGCAAUAAUUCAUAAAUAUUGAAAGCACCGUUACGUUCAUUACGUUCCUUAACUUCGGAACAAAGAAAAACAAGAUAUUUUAUUUAUUGCUGUCAGCAAACGUAAAAAUAUAGUCUAUAUACUAAGUAUGUGUCUAACGCAAAAAACUUAUAUCGUUGUCGCCAGCAGGAAUAAGAACUAGAUAGUCGAUACGUUUAAUCUAGUAUUAUUUAUAGAAUACAUCACGUGCUUGCUUAUUUACGAUGGGACUUGCAAAGAUCCUUAGGCAAAUAAUAUGCGAUCCCUUGAACUUGUGAACUGCAAGAUAGCACCUGAUUACAAUUACAUACACAGAGUGAUGUCGUAUUUAAUAUUCUAUUCGUAUUACUGCAAACAAUGCGACUUUAUUAACACGAAAAGCGUACGAAAUAAAACGAUGAGUAUGUGACAUCAAGUCAUACAUAUAUUACAAAAAAUAAAUAUAUAAUAUAUACUUUUCUCUCGUGUGUAGAAGGCGCAUGAAAGUGUCAUUAUCCUGAUCGAAAGUGAUAUAUAGAACUGUUUCUUAAUAAAGAAGCUCGGAAGAUA
Molecule: messenger RNA, 6549 nt
Organism: Monomorium pharaonis (pharaoh ant)
Lineage: Eukaryota; Metazoa; Arthropoda; Insecta; Hymenoptera; Formicidae
Exons: 16
Coding region: 1328-5233 (1301 amino acids)
Biological process (GO): negative regulation of translation
Cellular component (GO): cytoplasm; nucleus
Molecular function (GO): mRNA binding
Source: RefSeq, a predicted model, not a curated record